AUGAUUGGAGCUGAGCCGCAUAAAAUGGAAGGAGUCAUUCUUAAUAAAAGUCAUUUCGAGACAUUUGUGCGCGAUUUACUAUUAGUAAAGCAAUACAGAGUUGAAGUUUAUAUUAAUCUAGGCUCGUCUAAAAAUCAGAACUGGAUCUUGGAGUACAAAGGUUCUCCCGGCAAUCUAUCUCAUUUCGAAGAUAUCUUGUUCGGCAAUAAUGACAUUGCUGUGGGUGUGUCCGUAAUAGCUGUGAAAUUGGGUAUAGAAGGAAAGUCCAGAGUUGUCGGUUUAAGUUGUGUAGACGUCGUUUCAACUUUAAUUUCAGUGAUUGAAUUUCAAGAUAAUGAAUCAUUUUCGAAUCUGGAAUCGCUCAUUGUAACUCUCGCUCCCAAAGAAUGUUUAUUAAUUCAGGGUGAGGGCAGUUUUGAGUUUCAAACUCUUAAGCAACUAAUGGAAAGAAGUAAUGUGAUGGUUACUUUGCGAAAGAAAAAUGAAUUUGUUAGUGACUCGAUCAUAGAUGAUUUAAACAAAUUGAUAAAAUUUAAAAAAGGACAAAAACAGAAUGCGCAAUCGUUGCCUGAAGUCAACUUAAAUUUAGCUAUGUCUGCAACAUCUGCUCUCAUUAAAUAUUUAGAUUUAACAUCAGACGAAGGACACAUGAAUCAGUUUAAGUUAAAUCAAAUCGAGCAAUCACGAUAUAUAAGAUUGGAUUCUGCGGCAAUGAAAGCUCUUAACAUCGAACCACAUACUGAUACAAUUCCCACCUUACAUGGAAAUUCAGUUGCCAGUAUUUUAACAUUGUUAGAUAAAUGUAGAACUGCACAGGGGCAUCGAUUGAUAGCACAAUGGGUCCGACAGCCUCUUAAAGACUUAUCUUUAAUAAAGGAACGGCAUGACAUCGUUGAAUUAUUAGUGAAAAAUAAUGAAUUAAGAUCCACUCUUAGUGAUGACUAUUUAAAACGUAUACCAGAUUUGCAACAGCUCGCAAAGAAAUUAGCUAGAAAGAAAUUGACAUUGCAAGAUUGUUACAAGAUCUAUCUGUGCAUAUCAUAUUUGCCAAAAUUAUUGGAACAGCUUUUAUUAGAAAAAAAUGUGACAACAUUAAAUACAAUGAUAAUAGAGCCACUAAAGGAACUUAUAGAAGAUAUGGAUAAAUUUCAACAAUUGAUAGAGCAGACGAUCGAUUUAGAUGCUGCUGAGAAGGGUGAUUUUAUGGUCAAUCCAGGAUUUGCAGAUGAUUUAAAAACAUUAAAAGACGCAAUGGAUGAAUUAGAGGAAACUAUACAAAAACAACUCAGUAAGGCAGCAAAUGAUCUUUGCAUGGAGGCAGGAAAAAUGAUAAAGUUAGAAUGUAAUCAACAACUUGGCUAUUAUUUUCGUAUCACAUUAAAGGAAGAGAAAAUACUUAGAAACAAAAAACAUUACACUAUUCUGGAUUCUAAUAAAGCUGGAGUAAGAUUCCGAAACAAUAAGUUAAACGAAUUGAAUGACGAUUUUCUAGAUGCCAGAAAUAAAUACUUGGAGAGACAGAAAGAUGUUAUCGUAGAAAUUGUAGAAAUUGCAGCUGGCUAUAGCGAAACAGUACGUUCUAUUGGUGGCGUGCUGGCAUGUCUCGAUGUUCUUACUGCAUUUUCUUCUGCAGCAGUAAGCGCUAAUAAAGUAUAUGUGCGUCCCAAGAUGGUCCCAAGCGAAGAAGGUGAAUUAAAUCUCAUUCAAGUCAGACAUCCGUGUUUAGAAAUGCAACAAGGAGUUGAUUACAUUGCUAAUGAUAUUAUUUUUAAGAGAGGUAAAAGUACUUAUAUUAGAUCAGUUGGUGUAACUGCAUUAAUGGCUCAUAUUGGUAGUUUCGUUCCUUGCGAUGAAGCAACUAUAUCGUUACUGGAUUGUAUAUUGGCUCGAGUAGGAGCUGAUGAUUCUCAACUAAAAGGAUUGUCGACUUUUAUGAUGGAAAUGAUAGAAACAGCUGCCAUUUUAAAAACAGCAACAUGUAAUUCUCUUGUAAUUAUCGAUGAAUUGGGCAGAGGUACAUCUACUUACGAGGGUUGUGGUAUAGCGUGGUCAAUAGCAGAGCAUUUGGCAAGGAAUAUUAAAUCAUAUUGUCUAUUUGCAACACACUUCCAUGAAAUCACCAAGUUGGCCGAAGAAAUACCCGCUGUAAAAAAUCAACACGUUACCGCUCUUGUCGAAGACGAUAAAUUGACGUUACUUUAUAAAGUAAUGCCAGGGAUUUGUGAUCAAAGUUUUGGUCUUCAUGUCGCUAAAAUGGCUAAUUUUCCAUCAGAUGUAAUAGAGUUUGCCAAAAGAAAACAAGCCGAACUUGAAGAUUAUCAAGGCGUAACUUUUGAAGGAUCUGAUAAUCCCCAAAAGAAGCAGAAAGUUAUUCAGGAGGGUGAAGUUCUUAUUUCGCAAUUUCUUACGAAGUGUAAAGCUUUGGACUCGUCUUUAUCUGAUGCCGAUCUAGAAAGUCAAGUAUUAUCACUGAAAGAAGACAUUCUAUCCCAUAAAAAUCCUUAUGUUGAUGCUUUACUUGCCGCUUAUUAA
This is a messenger RNA of Acromyrmex echinatior (Panamanian leafcutter ant), 2532 nucleotides long. It is a transcript of the gene spel1, whose product is annotated as DNA mismatch repair protein spel1. The record is from RefSeq and is a predicted model, not a curated record. Gene Ontology annotation, biological process: mismatch repair; mitotic recombination. Lineage: Eukaryota; Metazoa; Arthropoda; Insecta; Hymenoptera; Formicidae. Gene Ontology annotation, molecular function: mismatched DNA binding; ATP-dependent DNA damage sensor activity; ATP binding. Gene Ontology annotation, cellular component: MutSalpha complex; nucleus.